Messenger RNA from Haliaeetus leucocephalus (bald eagle), 1305 nucleotides. It is a transcript of the gene RAD9B, whose product is annotated as RAD9 homolog B (S. pombe). The coding region runs from base 1 to 1269 and encodes 422 amino acids. The record is from RefSeq and is a predicted model, not a curated record. Gene Ontology annotation, cellular component: checkpoint clamp complex. The transcript has 11 exons. Gene Ontology annotation, biological process: cellular response to ionizing radiation; mitotic intra-S DNA damage checkpoint signaling; DNA repair. Lineage: Eukaryota; Metazoa; Chordata; Aves; Accipitriformes; Accipitridae.
AUGAAGUGUGUCAUUGCGGGGGCUCAUCUCAGAGUGUUUGGAAGAGCAAUACAUGCCAUAGCACGUAUUAGUGAUGAAUUUUCGUUUGACCCCAUAGAAAAAGGUCUUGCACUAAGAUCAGUGAAUUCUUCAAGGUCAGCAUAUGCAUAUGUCUUCUUCUCAUCUAUGUUUUUUCAACAUUACUGCUGGAGAGCUGUGUCUCAACCAUGUCAGAAGGAAAAACAGUUAUCCCUCCCAUGUAAAUUGAUAAUUAAGUCAGUUCUUCCUGUAUUUAGAUGUGUAAAUGUGCUGGAAAGGAAUGUAGAGAAAUGCAGCAUUUAUACAAAUAUUAAUGAUCAUCACGUAACUUUUCAGCUUCUCUGCAAAUACGGUGUUGUAAAAACGUAUAAUCUGACGUGUCAAGAAUGUGAUCCGUUGCAGGCUGUUUUUGCAAGGCACAUGUGUCCAAACAUACUUAAAGUCCACUCCAGGCUGCUGGCUGAUAUAAUGAUUCACUUUCCAACCAGUCAAGAAGAAGUAACCUUAUCAGUUACUCCAAUGAAAGUUUGUUUCAAGAGUUACACUGAGGAAGACACGGAUUUUUCGAAGACGAUGCUUACUGAAAUACAACUAAAUCCAGAUGAAUUUGACUACUUUCAAGUUGGAGUAGAUUCUGAAGUGACGUUUUGCCUUAAAGAAUUGAGGGGACUGCUAGCAUUUUCAGAAGCUACCAGUGUUCCUGUCUCAAUCCAUUUUGAUGUAUCUGGAAAACCAAUUGCUUUCAGCAUUGAAGAUAUGGUGCUGGAAGCCAGCUUCAUUUUGGCUACCUUGUCUGAUGUUGAAAAGGAGACAGCUUCCCAGCAGCCUCCCGACUUUUCACAGCGGCAGGAGAGCUCGAAGACCGGUAUGGGUAAAUCUGGGACAAAUUCCAUGGAUAAAGACAGCAAUGCAGAAGCAGUUGCUUCCAGAAAGCCACCAUGGGAUGGAAUUGCACCAAACACAGAGCCAGCAAAACCUGUGAGUCUUCUGGCAAAACAAGAGAUCAAAAGUAUUCCCAGAGUCACGACGAGAGAGGUGACAGGCAUGGAAGGAACAGCCAUGACUGAGACAGAGGGCCAUGCAAUGCUGGGAGGAGAGGCAAGAGAGUCUCAUUAUCAGAAGUUUCAUUCCUUAUUCUUUGGAGCAGUUUCUUGUAAGGAGGAUGCCAUCAGCCACACCUUCCAUAGUUUAGCAACAGCUAGCGACACCGAAGAGGAUUUUGGCAACGUGCAGAGCUCCCAAGUUCUCUAGUGACAUGAAGUGUUUGAAUCCACGUAAAGACUAUUG